Messenger RNA from Hydractinia symbiolongicarpus, 3929 nucleotides. Its product is annotated as sarcoplasmic reticulum histidine-rich calcium-binding protein-like. The record is from RefSeq and is a predicted model, not a curated record. NCBI's taxonomy places the organism in Eukaryota, Metazoa, Cnidaria, Hydrozoa, Anthoathecata, Hydractiniidae. The transcript has 12 exons. The coding region runs from base 168 to 3929 and encodes 1253 amino acids.
UGAAGACUGGCCACUAAGUUGCUUUGACUUCCUGAAAGCAAACACAAUAUGAGGCGACCACCAGCUUAUUUACCUCUUCUGAGAUUCGGCAUGAUUUUAAAAAUUAAAAUGGCGGACAACUAAGCAGAAGCAUAACCCUUUUUGGGUUUAAUACUAUAUUCAUAAACAUGAAAGCAUUAUAUAUUUUCAUAUUCCUUCUCUUUGAAACCACGAUGUCGGACAAAUCACAAGAAGCUCAGACCGUUGUACCAGACUACAUGAAAGAUGUGGAUGGUUUAGGCGACUUGAUUGACAAACGAGGAGAAGAGAUUGACAGGUUGGGUGCGUUGCUUGACAAUAGCACAAAUCGUAUGGAGGAUGACAUAGAAGCACGUGGUAAAGAAAUCGACAGUCCGUCAGCAAAUCGCUUGAUUGAGCUUAAAGGAGAGAAGAUUGAUCAAGUUAGUGGCCUAAUGGAUAGAGAAGUGGAAAGCCGAGGUGAUUUGGUUGAAUCACAAGUGACUGGCUCAAAACAUACAACUAUUUUACCGGACGGUACAAAUAUGGAAAGCAGUGCAGAGAACCCGAUCGAUAUCCAAAGUGACAAGGUUGAGCAGCAAGGAAAGCUUGUGGAAGACUUGGGAGAUCUUAUUCAAAAAAACACUCGAAGUAUAGUACCUAAAUUUAUUUUAAACCGAAUGUCAAAGAACCUUAAUAUAAAAAAUAAACAAAAUUGGAAUAUAUUGGGCGAGAAGAGAUUUGAUAUCGAUACGCCUGAAAUUGAAAAACUAACUCAAAGCUCAGAAGGGAAUAAGCGAAAGGUUAUUGUUCCGGUAGGAAAAAAAAAACUCGAAAAAUUGCUUGUCUUUUAUUACAUGAAAAAGUGGUACCCAAAAUAUGUGAACAAGUUGUUGGAAGAAAACGAUAAAAACAAGGAAGAAGAAGACGAUGACUCUCAAGAUACAGUUCUUAAAAGCUUAUCAGGAAGAGAGCAUAACUUAGAGGCAGACAUUCAAAAAUAUGUACUUCCGAAAAUGGACACAAAAUUAGUCGACCAAGAAAGAAAGCUUGAUAAUGUUAUAAUAAGUUUGAUGACUAAAGAAAUAAACAUGAAAUCCUCAGUUGGAGAAAUCGAUAGUAAUAUUCUACCUGCGGCGGAGGGUGUUGACAAAGAAAACGUGGAUUCAGCGGAUGACAAGAGAAUACUUAAAGGAACAACUACGCCCUUGUUAAAAAAAUAUUUUGACAAUAAUAGUAAGGUGGAUGAUUCGAACAAAAAACUGACCUGUAAAGAGGGGCUUAAAUGCGUUGUUUCCGAACUCGUCACUUUAUUGGAUAAAACAUACUUGAAAUCCAAUCAGCUUCAACAGGGCGAAGCACGUGACUCAAAUGGUUACGGGCGAGGAGGAAUUGAUCCGUACGCUACUAUUGGUCAUGCCUCGAUACAACAUGUAAGUGAACACCACGAGCAGCAAGAUGUCGACGAUCAUGAGAGACAUUAUGUCAACCAUGAAGGUCAUUAUGUAAAUGACUUUUACCAUCACGAAGACAGUCAUCAGCCUCACUUUGAACACAGCCCAGAGCAUCAUGAUAAUAAGGUGCUAGAUGAAUCCGCUGAACUUGAACAUAUGAUACACAGCAUACCAGACCUUCACGCUGUAAAUUUUAAUGAUAACAUACAUAAUAACGUACCACAUGAAUUUCAACGAAUUUACCAUCAAGAAGAACUGGAAAAACAGAGAGAAAAAGAAGAAAAGAAAGAAACAGAGCGUCUUCAUCAAAUAGAGAUCCAACGUCUCCGCGAAGAAGAGCGGUUGCGACACGAAGAAGAGCAGCGACAUCGUGAGAAAGAAGAAAAGGAACAAAAAUUCCACAAAGAAAUGCAUCGUAUUUCUGAUCACCACGAAGGAGAACAUGGCCAUCAUAAUGGACACCGUCACAAAGAGCAUGGUUUAGGACAUAAUUUGCACGAAUUGGAGUUUAUUCAUCAGAUUGGUCUUCAUAGCGACCACGGUUGGCAUCACGAUUUUUAUCAUUAUCACCGUGACCACCACCAUCACGACGGUGAAAAAAUGCACGACGAAAUUCACCAUGACAACUUAGACCAUCACUUUCAUCACGAUCGUCAAAGAGAUGGCGAAUUUAAUGACGGAGUUGCCCCGAAGAGCACCCAAAACAGAGCUGUUGCCGUAUCAGGUGAGGCAAGAGCGAUAGAUGUUUAUAAACCGUACGAACACCAUGACAAUAGCAAUGAAGAGCAAGUAAACUUUCAUCCUGAAGAGCAUCACGAUCAUCACCAUGGUCACGCGAAGAAACAUAACACGCAACAUAAACGACUUAAGCACGUGUAUGAGCACGUACACCAUUAUGAAAAUCCAAUCGUUCAUAUUGAGCAUAAUGAUGAGUACGACGAAUCGCCAGGUGAAGACUUUCAUAAUACGCUUGAGAUGAUAUCUAAUCAAGGUUCUCAUGUACAUGUUCACGAACAUCCCCACGAAGAAAUUGAAGACGAUGAUACGUUACCUAUACCGGGCGUUGUUCAUGAAGGACCAAUCUCAACAGCGUCUGUUUUUAGUGACCAUUUUAAAGGACCAGGUAUACGCGAUCAACCAGAUGUGCACUACGAAGAAGAGAUGGAUGCUAACCACUAUCGUAAAAGAAGAAGUACUAAAACAGUCGAAGUAACAAAGAAAAGGAAAGUAUUAUCGAAGCGAGGCGACCCCUACGCCACUAUUGGUCAUUACCCAGAAAAUCAUUUGGAUAUAGGGGAGUUAGAACAUGAGGAAAUUGAGAGCAGUCACGAAGAAGAUUUUGGUGGCGGUUAUGGAUGGGAUCUUUUCCACCACCACAACCACCACCAUCAUUGUGGUGUGAGCGGGAUAGGUUUUGGUGGGAAUUACGAAAGCGUUUACGGAGGUUAUGGAGGACAUCAUGGCAGCCAUGGUAGCGGUUAUGGCGACCAUGGCGGCGGUGGGUAUGGUGGAUCACAUUGCGAGCAUAUAGUACACCACAUGAACCACCAUCUCAGACAUUUCACUGAGGACGAAGAAGAAAAAAAAGAGGAAGGUGAUUAUGAUCAUGUCGACCAUGGACAUCACGUACACCAGCCAAACCCAGAACCAUACCAUUUUAAUGACCACAUUCAUCCAGCUAUACCCCACAUAUAUGAACAAUUAGAACAUGAACCAUGGGUUUACCAUGGUCAUGGUCACCAUCAUGAACAUCAACAUUAUAAACAUCACCAUGACAACCAAGAUCCAAAGCAUGAAUCGCAUCAUCAUCAUCCCGAACCCGAAGCUGAGCAUCAAGACGACCAUGAUCACGACGAAAAUCAUGUCGUGCACGUCAAUGUUCAUUACCCGUGGUUACAUAAAAGAGAUCGUACUAAGAGAGAAGACUCAUUAAACACACCAUUAGUACAUACCAGUUUACAACGUCUUAAUAUGUCGUCAACUAUAUUAACUAGAGGCAUUGACGUCAAUCCCAAACUCAGAGAAAAGAGGUGGCACCGUGGACAUCACCGUUACCACUACCGUCAUCAUUAUUUCGACGACGAUGCUGGUGAUUCUGAGGGAGGUGAUGGGCACGAUGUUGCGCGACUAAGUUAUCUUACGGAAAAGUACGGCCAUGAUAUGACGCAUGAUAUUGAUAAGGGGACACAUGAAGUAGAAGCCGUAGGAGAUGAGAUUGAAAGACAAGUCAAUCGUCAAAUCGACGACGUAACGGAGGAAGGCUACGACGUAGAAGCACCCGAUUAUGACAGUCAUGGCCACUUUUAUCCGACUAUUCAUGAACCCGAUGUGGAAAACGACGUCGAACGAACUUUUCCGCAGUUAACACAACGUCAAUUAAUUGAGAUGGUCGAACGUGAUCGUUAUCGACAUUCAUAUGAUGUGCCGACACGUCACACGCAUAUUCAUUAUGACAAAGAUGAUGACGACGACAGAUAA